GGGGGUCGGGGGGUGCGCCCCGCCGGGUCACGGGUGCCCCGGCCCGGCCGCGGCUCCCCCGGGGGCCCGUCGGCCUCGGGGGGUGCCUAACUCCCUUAGAAACCCGUGGGGAUUAGAUGCCCACAGACCUUGUAGGCUCUGUGCCUUGCGUGGCGCGGCGAGAGGGCGGGCACACCCUCCACGCCCUCUGAAUGUCCAGCGCUUUGAGGGGCAGGCCGCAGAGCCAUGCAACUGGAACAGGAGGGCUGGUGGCACCCUGGAGACUAACCAAUUUAUCUGAGCAUGAGCUUUCCUGAGCGACAGCUCACUUCAUCGGAUGCAUGCAGCGGAAAAUGCAGUGGGGAAGAUUUAUAUACGCGGAGAACAUGCCACAAUGGGCGUUACCAUACACCCUGUAACCAGAGUGGUCCGGUAAGCUACCGGAAACUAGCCUUGAAGAACCAUCCUUUAAAAAAUAAAGAACCUUGGGCGCUGGAUAAAUUCAGGCAGCUCGCAGAAGCCUAUGAAGUGUUAAGUGAUCCUGUGAAGAGGGGCAUCUAUGAUAAAUUUGGAGAAGAGGGUCUCAAAGGUGGGAUCCCCCUGGAAUUUGGGAGUGAAAAUCCCUGGUCUGUUGGCUAUGUGUUUCACGGCAAUGCUGAUAAAGUCUUCAAGGAGUUCUUUGGAGGCGAUAAUCCCUUUGCUGAGUUCUUUGCCCCAGAUGGGUCUGAGGUGAACAUGGCAUUCGGGGGGCUGCGGGGAAAAGGGGUGGCGAAGCAGGACCCGCCAAUUGAGCGAGAUCUCUACCUGUCACUGGAGGACCUGUUCUACGGAUGCACCAAGAAAAUUAAGAUUUCUCGCAGGGUGAUGAAUGAAGACGGUCACACGUCCACCAUCAGAGAUAAGAUCUUAACAAUCGACGUGCAGCCCGGGUGGAAGCAGGGCACCAGGAUUACCUUUCAAAAAGAAGGAGACCAGGGCCCGAACAUUAUCCCAGCUGAUAUUAUCUUCAUUGUACGAGAGAAACUCCACCCAAGGUUUAAAAGGGAGGAUGAUGACCUGCUCUAUGUAGCCACCAUCCCCCUAGGGAAGGCUUUGAUUGGCUGUACAGUGGAUGUGAGAACCCUAGAUGACAGACUGCUUAAUAUUCCCAUCAAUGACAUAGUCCAAUCCUCAGAGUACACUUCUGUUUCCUUGUGGAUUGUCUCCUUGAUACAAACGUGGCACCAUAAACCAAUGUCAACUAGAGUUGUGUGUGUAAAACAGGCACCAGAGGCAAAAAGACUAAAAAUGACUAAUAGUCUACUCUACUUGCGCUAUAUUGAUGACACCUUCAUCAUCUGGACCCAUGGAAAAGAAGCCCUUGAGGAAUUCCACCACGAUUUCAACAAUUUCCAUCCCACCAUCAACCUCAGCCUGGUCCAGUCCACACAAGAGAUCCACUUCCUGGACACUACAGUGCUAAUAAACAAUGGCCACAUAAACACCACCCUAUACCGGAAACCUACUGACCGCUAUUCCUACCUACAUGCCUCCAGCUUUCACCCUGACCACACCACACGAUCCAUCGUCUACAGCCAAGCUCUGCGAUACAACCGCAUUUGCUCCAACCCCUCAGACAGAGACAAACACCUACAAGAUCUCUGUCAAGCUUUCUUACAACUACAAUACCCACCUGCAGAAGUAAAGAAACAGAUUGAUAGAGCCAGAAGAGUUCCCAGAAGUUACCUACUACAGGACAGGCCUAACAAAGAAAAUAACAGAACGCCACUAGCCGUCACCUUCAGCCCCCAACUAAAACCCCUCCAACGCAUUAUUAAGGAUCUACAACCUAUCCUAAAGGAUGACCCAACACUCUCACAAGUCUUGGGAGACAGGCCAGUCCUUGCCUACAGACAGCCCCGCAACCUGAAGCAAAUACUCACCAACAACCACAUACCACACAACAGAACCACUAACCCAGGAACUUAUCCUUGCAACAAAGCCCGUUGCCAAUUGUGCCCACAUAUCUAUUCAGGGGACACCAUCACAGGGCCUAAUAACAUCAGCCACACUAUCAGAGGCUCGUUCACCUGCACAUCCACCAAUGUGAUAUAUGCCAUCAUGUGCCAGCAAUGCCCCUCUGCCAUGUACAUUGGUCAAACUGGACAGUCUCUACGUAAAAGAAUAAAUGGACACAAAUCAGAUGUCAAGAAUUAUAACAUUCAUAAACCAGUCGGAGAACACUUCAAUCUCUCUGGUCACGCAAUCACAGACAUGAAGGUCGCUAUCUUAAAACAAAAAAACUUCAAAUCCAGACUCCAGCGAGAAACUGCUGAAUUGGAAUUCAUUUGCAAAUUGGAUACUAUUAAUUUAGGCUUAAAUAGAGACUGGGAGUGGCUAAGUCAUUAUGCAAGGAUGUGAACCAAGGAAACUGGAAAGGGGCCGGUGCUGCUGGAUGAGACUUCCCCAAAUCACUCCUGUGAGCUCAGCACUGAAGGGGAAAUUCAGCACAAGGUUUCUGCACCUGGACCGGGGUAAAUUCCACUCCACUGCUCGGGUGGGGGCCUGCCUGCUGUAGUUGCCAUUGUCGUUCAUUGACCAGAGCGAUGCUGUUGCUUUGGUCUCAGAUUAGUGCUUUCGGUGAAGCACGGGGGCUCAUUCGUCCAGCUCAGAAAGAUGCAGGGUGAGCUGAUCCCACUCGGAUUCAAGCACUGGGAUCAUUCUAGGUAUUUCUAACCCGAUGCUUAGAUCCCUCAGCUGUCCCCUCUGGGUUUGCACCACAGACCUUUCAGCAUGGGCCAGAUCGGAAAAAGAGAGAAAGGACUAAAUCUGCCAAAGAAAAGACAGGAGACCUGCAACGAGAUCCCCUGGGGGCUGUCUGAGUCCUUUUAUUAGCAAUGGCUGCAAGGCAGCAAUAACCAUGACACAGUUUAAUGGCCACUUGUCCCCUGUGACACAAGUGAUCCAGGUGAGGCGGGCAAUACUCCUCCAAUAAUUCCCUCUCAGUGCAGCUCCAGAACACUGACUAGUAUGCACCGCAGGCAGCUCGGGCCGGUGUCCUGCUGCAGAUCCAUCUGUGGGCGGUCGGCUCUGUGGGAGGGAGAGAGGAUCUAAAGUUACCUGUGUCUUGGUAGGCGUUUCUUUUGCAUUAUUUAUCCCACUUCUGCUUCCCGGCACAUCAGCUGGGCUGGUUGAAUCAUACAGAGACCAGAGAUGGAAAAGACCUGGCAGGUCCCAGCUGGUUGGUCCUUUCACUGGGCUUGUUCCCUAAAGUCUAUUAAUCAGUGAAUAAUCCAAUCUAAGGCCUUGGCUACAUUGCAAAGGGUUUGCCAGUAGAGCUAUGCCGGUAGACCAGCAAGAGAGUUCUUUUCCCAGUACACCUGAUACCUGUUCUCCAAAGAAAAUCAACUAUACGAGCAACAGGACUUUUUUUGCUGGUAAAACUGUAUCUGCGGUGGGGCUUUUGCUGGCCAGUGAUUUAGCUGGGAGGAGAGCUGGGGGCACUGGAAUAAGCUACGCUGCCAAGGCAUAAUUUUGCUGCCUCCACAUUAAGAGCGCUUUGCUGAUCUAGUACGCUGGUAUACCUGUGCCGGUAAAGCCUUCCAGGUGUUGACUUGUGUCACAACUAUAAAGGGAAGGGUAACCACCUUUCUGUCCACAGGGCUAUAAAAUCCCUCCUAGCCAGAGGCAAAACCCCUUCACCUGUAAAGGGUUAAGAAGCUAGGGUAACCUCGCUGGCACCUGACCAAAAUGACCAAUGAGGAGACAAGUUACUUUCAAAGCGGGGGGUCUGUCUGUCUGUGUGAUGCUUUUGCCGGGAACAGAUCAGAAAUGCAAGCCUGCCAACUCCUGUUAAGUUAGUAAGUAAUCUAGCUAGAAAAUGCGUUAGAUUUCCUUUUGUUUAAUGGCUGGUAAAAUAAGCUGUGCUGGAGGGAAUGUAUAUUCCUGAUUUUGUGUCUUUUUGUAACUUUAGGUUUUGCCUAGAGGGAUUCUCUAUGUUUUGAAUCUGAUUACCCUGUAAGGUAUUUACCAUCCUGAUUUUACAGAGGUGAUUCUUUUACCUUUUCUUUAAUUAAAAUUCAUCUUUUAAGAACCUGA
Molecule: messenger RNA, 4056 nt
Organism: Caretta caretta (loggerhead turtle)
Lineage: Eukaryota; Metazoa; Chordata; Testudines; Cheloniidae
Source: RefSeq, a predicted model, not a curated record